UUGGAAACAAACACAAAUCUCUUAAUCAAAAUGGCUGGUCUAAUGAAGUUAGCAUGCUUGGUCUUCGCCUGCAUGAUUGUAGCCGGUCCAAUCACAGCAAACGCGGUUCUGACUUGCACCGCGGUUCGCGGAAAUUUAAAAGGUUGCUUUGACUACUUGCUUAAAAAUAAACCCCUUUCACUAGCUUGCUGCAGCGGCGUUAGAAACCUUAUUGGCAUUGCUCAUACGACCGCAGACCGUAGACAAGCUUGUCGUUGCCUUCAAAAUGCUGCUAGAAAUAAAGGCCCUUCUCUCAAGACUAACCGAGCUGCUGCAAUUCCUAGGCUAUGUAGAGUCAAGAUUCCACAUAAUAUUCAAAUCAGCAGAAGAACCAACUGCAACACCCUGACGUGAGCGACAGUUCGAUGAAGCUGGACAUUUCGAUUCCACCAAAGAUCAGAUAAAUGAAUUAUUGAUUUAAAGAAGCUCCUCACAAAAACAAAACUGUAUGAUUGGUGGGUUUGAUAUAUGUGAUAUGUCUAUUGGUGGGUUUAUUGCUAGGUCUGGCUGCAUGAACAUGUUUUAAAUACCACUGCAUAUAUACAUUAUAACCGCUAUUACUCGACAAAUUAAUACUUUGAUGAAUUAGUAUUUUUUUUUUAUCGCAAA
Messenger RNA from Capsella rubella, 648 nucleotides. Its product is annotated as non-specific lipid-transfer protein 2. Gene Ontology annotation, biological process: lipid transport. The transcript has 2 exons. Gene Ontology annotation, cellular component: membrane. The record is from RefSeq and is a predicted model, not a curated record. NCBI's taxonomy places the organism in Eukaryota, Viridiplantae, Streptophyta, Magnoliopsida, Brassicales, Brassicaceae. The coding region runs from base 31 to 393 and encodes 120 amino acids. Gene Ontology annotation, molecular function: lipid binding.